AUGACGCAUUCAGGGCAGAUGCGCCAGCGACCAACAGAAGGUCAGGUCAAGACUCAUCGUGAAGGAGCUAGCAGCGCAGUGGGCACCAGCGCCAGCAUUGCUCAGACUUCUGCCGCUCUCUCUUGGGCUUCUUUGGAGGAUCACACUCACGUAGCGUCGCUUUUGGCAGACUUUGUCAGCGAUAGGGAUCUGUUCAGCUUGCUACAGUGGGACGAGGUCGAUAGGCUGGCCAAAGCUUUGACGCGGGAUCGACGCCUGGCGAAGGCGUGCGAAAGUUGGAAACUUCGACCUGCGCAGGGCCAACAUCUGGUGAGUUUCGUCAGCACCCAAGCAUCUUCGGGCACGAUACGAAUCUGACCCGCAAGCUGGCGCGCUAUUCUUUAGGCAAAGCUUGCGCUUUGCGAUGUACAUUUCGCCCUUCCAGCGGAGCUCAAUGAUGAUGCGGCGGAAGCUCUAUUGCCUCUCUUGAGUCGCGUGUCGACCAUCACGGAUUCUUUUCUAGACGGCGAUGAUCUCCACUCGCAGGACGAAAAGCCCAGCGUCACCUUUCGUCAUGCCGACAAACGAGAGAUUCAUGCUGUGCCCUCCGAAACCGAGGCUCUCCGGUCGCUGCUUCUCAGCGGCGCGUCAGCCAGCACCUCCCGAAAUGCGGCAUCUGCACAGCCUGCCAGCAGCUCUCUAGCAAAUACCUUUAGGUCCUCUUUUGAGCAAACUUCGCUUUCGAGAGCGAAAGAUGGGACCUCAGCUCGACCGAGUCUCUAUGUCAUCGUGCUGGACAGAGUGCCGCCGGAAGGCGACGCGGCAUGCACCGAGCUUGUGCAAGCAAUAGGGGACAGCAAGGUGGAGUUGAGUCACGCUGGUGUUGGAGAGGGAGCGAUGAGUGUCGAGGUAAGUGUCUCCAGCGUGCUCGGAGACGUUUGCACCGAUGGGCUCAUCCCUCCGAGAUAUCGCACGCAUCAGAUUGUGUCCCUGGGAGGCGGGGAGCCUCUGAGGCAGUGGCUUUCGCGGACGCGUGAAAAUGGCGAUCUUCACAAGAAGCUCUUGGUCACGCAUCUGCCCGCGUCGGCCAUGCUCGCAGCAAAUUCGGAGAGCAGCUCAACUGGUCUUUCUUCGAAUAGCGUGCUGCCUUCUGCAACGCUUCUGACGAGCUUGAAGACCUUUGCCGAAGUCGAGCACAAUGCCGAAAACGCCGAGCUGCGCAGCGUGUUUGAGGCCGCGCGUCAGGCAGCGACCGGGACGUUUGAUUCGCAGCGCACGGGCCCGCCAACAGGUCCGCGAUCCGGCCGCAGAGGUGCAGCUCAAGUGGCAGGUGCGCCGAGUUCCGAUGCAGAGGAAGGAGAUCUGGGAAGCGCAUUGGCGGGCGCAAAGCUGAGCACAAAGAAAAAGGAAUACUUGUCUCGAGUUCCUUGCAAGUUCUUUCGAUCGCAAGGCUGUUCAGCUGGGGACGCUUGUCCUUUUGCUCACAUUACGCCCGGUGAACCGACGAACAAGCCUCAGUGUCAGUGGUUCCUGAAGGGAAACUGUCGCUUUGGACACAAGUGUGCUUUGUUACAUACCUUGCCAGGUCAGCCCAUUAGCGUGAGUGCCAAGGCUGAGCUGCCCUACUGUACCAAACGAGGAAUCAGCUGACCAGUUCUGGACUUUUGCCGAGCAGAUGGACCGUAAGAAUAAGCGUGCCAUACAGCAAGGGGGCAACGCUGCUGCGUUGGCUCAAUCUCACGCAAGGCUCCAAGGCGGCAUUGCAGGUGCCAUUCCCAAUCCCGACCCACGCUGGAUUCAAGGCGACUUUCCUGGACAACCCAUGGCACCGAGUGCGAGUCAAAGCAUGGACUUUGGAGCGUUGGCAGCUGCAUAUGCUGCGCAGCAGCAGCCACCACAGCCGCUCAUGCAAGACCCCUCUGGAAGGGGUCGACAUCAAGGGCACUUGUCCAUGGGUCAUCGCGAUUUCGAUUUCCCAUUUGGUGUACCGGACGACCUCCAGGGUGUGGCUGCAUCAAGUGCUGCGGCCGUCCAGCAUGAGCCAAGUCUGGGCGCAUACACACAACAGCCCGCAAGAAGAGACCUGGUCGCGGGCGAGUUGCGCAGCACACCUCCAAGGCCGCUUUCCGUGCCGCGGGCCUCUCACGGAGGCGCGGAGCGGCCGACUUUAAUGGAGCGCACGCAAGGUCUGAGCGUAGAUGGGAUGGGUCAUCUGAGUAGCCCGCCAUCCAGUCGUGCAUUCGGCACGAGUCCCUUCAGCAACGGCGGUGCUCAGAGCGUUUUCUUUUCCGGCAGCCAGGAUUCCGAGGGAGGCGCUGGACCGUUUGCAAGAGCGCCUCACAGUGCACGCAGCUUUGCAGCCGAGCCAACAUCUGCUUGGCGUAGCAGAUUCCAAAAUGGUGCAGCUGAAGGAGCUGAAGAUGGAGACGACUCUGCGCUGAAUGAAGAAGACUUUUUGCCUUCGAGCUUGUCAGACCUGCUCACGCCUGCGGAGCUCGAGCGCAGGAGAAAAAAUGUCCUCCUGGCGGCAGCGGCUGGCAAGCUGCCUGGACGGUCUUCUUCAAGCGCAUCGCGAAGCAUGCCUGCACAUCAUGGUGCCGAUCUUGGUGCCAUUUGGCAAAUGGGACUGAUGAACGGUCGUGCGCAACAGAAACUCGAAGAUGAGAUCGCAGCGCUGGAGCGCGCUGCGGCGGCCGCCGAGCAGGGCUCCGGCACGCUCUCGCAAAGUCAACUUCGAAGUCAGCUGUCCGUUCUAGCUGCCCAACAACGAUCAUUGAUGCGCCAACAGCCGCCGCAUUACAAUCAACAUUCCCAAACAACACCACGCCCGGCCAACACUCGCGCACAGCGUUCCUCGAGCAACCUGAAUCCUGCUGCCGAAUUGGCUGCCGAGCGUGAAAAGGCACCUAGCCUCUCGGAGGCCGAUGCCAGGGUUGCUGCUUUGCUGAGCACCCUCCAAGCUCAGUUUGCCUCGCAGCAAGCCGGAGCAAACAGCUACAGUCCUGGUCUUCAUGCGGCCCUUCACGCACCCGGGCAAAGCCUACCUCAGGGUCUCGCGGCGGGUUUCUCGCGACUACAUUUGGAGCAGGCGGGCGCAAAGCUGCAGACUGUGAGCGGCAGUGGCAGUCAAGCAGCGUCUGGCCCUGCCUCGCAGAUCUCGGGUCGUCAAGCAGUACCCAAACAAUCAGACUUGGGGGCCAACGACGUGCGCGGUCUGCUUGGCCGCAAGCCUUCUGCGCACGGCUCACUUGGACCCUCUGACGGCUACGACUCUGACUUGGGACCCACCGCGCCUGGCUCCUUGUUGGCUCAUCGAGCCAAUCCACUCAAUCUGGCCAUGGCCAGGUCGAUCGGAGCACAGAGCGCUCUGGGCCAGUCGUACGAUGCAGGCUUGCACGGCAGCGGUCCAGGUUCAGCACAGCACAAUGGACACUUUUCCUCCUCCAACAACUCUGUCCGACGAGCGACGCCCGGCGCGGCUUCUCCCGCUCCGCAGCAAUCUCAGGAUCAGUCGGACGGAUCGGGAAUCGCAAUACCUUCUUCUGGCGCCGCGCCUGCCUCUCCUGGAGCUCAAGCGCUGGGCGUCCCAGGCGCUGGCGCCUCUGGCAAACACUCGAGUCUGCAUCGCGUAAGAGGAGGGGCGCACUCGACGGCACAAGCCAGCCCUCUGGCUUUGCCAUUGCUGGGGGAGGAAGUCGACGAACCGCUCUUUGAGCUGGAAUGA
Messenger RNA from Ceraceosorus bombacis, 3703 nucleotides. NCBI's taxonomy places the organism in Eukaryota, Fungi, Basidiomycota, Exobasidiomycetes, Ceraceosorales, Ceraceosoraceae. The record is from the annotation of a GenBank genome assembly.